Leptinotarsa decemlineata (Colorado potato beetle) is the source of this 4888-nucleotide messenger RNA. It is a transcript of the gene Hipk, whose product is annotated as Homeodomain interacting protein kinase. NCBI's taxonomy places the organism in Eukaryota, Metazoa, Arthropoda, Insecta, Coleoptera, Chrysomelidae. Gene Ontology annotation, molecular function: protein tyrosine kinase activity; ATP binding; protein serine/threonine kinase activity. The record is from RefSeq and is a predicted model, not a curated record. Gene Ontology annotation, biological process: peptidyl-serine phosphorylation; peptidyl-threonine phosphorylation. Gene Ontology annotation, cellular component: nucleus; cytoplasm.
AGUAGGACAGAAUGUGCGUCGAAAUACGAUAAUUUUGGUCGAUUUGCAGAUAAGUGAUCUUACGUAUCUGGCAACGCCGGAUCGAAGAACGAAAUACGUAGACUCGAAAGUGGACGUGUGUGGAACGGCAUGAAGAAAAACGUCAAAUAUGAAGAAAUUUUAUAGUUAAAGUGAAAAAGUGCGAUACGACUUAGUGUGUAAGAUGUGUGGUAACGUGUGUAUGUGUAGAUAAUGCCGUUAAUUUACCGAAUAACUCGGAAAGUACAUUUGUAAACAAACUGAGCUAGUUUCGUUCUUUCAAGAUGGCUGGACGUUGAAGAGAUUCUUUGUCCGUAUGCCAGUAUGAAAGUUGAGCAAUUCGCCCAAAGUAGGAGGAUCGAAAGGGAAUGCAUGACAUGUUCAUCCAAUCCCAGCAGUUGGUCACAAAUAGCAGCAAUACAAUCAACAACAACAACAACGGAUCAGUGCAAUACAAAAAGCGUAAGGCGGGACAUUAUAGCAGUGACAGUGGUAUCUUUAGCACUGGCGCAGAUUUGUCUAUAGUCGAACAAGUUUUCUCUGUGAACCACCAAGGGUAUACAACUAACUUUUCAACCAAAAAUGUCAGUCCAGGCGACAAUCAGCAACCUUUCGUACGAGCUUCUACCAUCAAGCUUCUAGAUACGUACCAGCGCUGCGGCCAAAAGCGAAAAACACGGUCCCCCGAAGGGAAUGUUAAUAGCUGCGAGGAGGCGGCUGUCGUAUCCAAUACCACAGAUUGUCCGACAACGGCAACCACGACGGCCCACAGCAAGGUUACGGCGGCUUCGGGGGCCAACAACCCCCAGCCGCAAGGUAAGAAAAAAUGUUCUGGAAGCGGUGCUGAUGGGGACUAUCAACUGGUACAACAUGAGGUGCUCUAUUCCAUGGCCAACCAAUAUGAGGUGCUCGAAUUUCUUGGAAGGGGCACCUUUGGCCAAGUGGUCAAGUGUUGGAAGAAAGGCACCAAUGAGAUUGUCGCAAUCAAAAUAUUAAAGAACCACCCUUCGUACGCCAGACAGGGUCAAAUCGAAGUCAGUAUCCUGUCUAGACUGAGCCAAGAAAAUGCGGACGAAUUCAAUUUCGUCAGGGCGUACGAAUGCUUCCAACACAAAAACCACACUUGCCUCGUGUUCGAGAUGCUCGAACAGAACCUUUACGACUUCCUGAAACAGAACAAGUUCAGUCCGUUGCCGCUCAAGUACAUCAGGCCGAUAUUGCAGCAGGUUCUGACUGCGUUGCUCAAACUCAAGCAAUUAGGUCUCAUUCACGCCGAUUUAAAGCCAGAGAAUAUAAUGCUCGUCGAUCCCGUUCGGCAACCGUACCGUGUCAAAGUUAUCGACUUUGGCAGCGCUAGUCAUGUCAGCAAAGCAGUAUGCAACACAUAUCUUCAGUCUCGGUACUACAGGGCGCCCGAAAUCAUCUUGGGCCUGCCUUUCUGUGAAGCGAUCGACAUGUGGUCGCUUGGGUGUGUUGUAGCAGAACUCUUUUUGGGCUGGCCACUGUAUCCUGGAUCAUCAGAAUACGACCAGAUCCGUUACAUCAGUCAGACCCAAGGUCUACCGACAGAGAACAUGCUCAGUCACGCGUCUAAAACCACUAAAUUCUUCUAUCGAGAUAUGGACAGCACAUAUCCCUUCUGGAGGUUGAAAACUCCAGAAGAACAUGAAGCCGAAACAGGGAUAAAGUCAAAGGAGGCCAGGAAGUACAUUUUCAAUUGUCUGGACGACAUUGGACAGGUGAACGUUCCUACCGAUCUGGAAGGGGGCCAGCUCUUGGCAGAAAAGGUCGACAGGAAAGAGUUUAUAGAUCUGCUGAAGAGGAUGCUGACGAUGGACCAGGUAGAAAGGAGGAUAACUCCGGGAGAGGCUCUCAAUCAUCAGUUUGUCCGACUGACACACCUGAUUGAGUAUGCGCACUGCAAUAAUGUCAAGGCCAGCGUCCAAAUGAUGGAGGAUUUUUCGCAGGUGUGCCGCCGAACCGAUUACAACACCAGUACAAAUUCACACCAUCAACAGACGCAGCAAGCCCCAUCUUUGGUCGCCAAUUUUGUACCGAGCUCGAACGGUAAUGUGACGUUCACAAUCAACAAUCAGCUGACCAACCAAGUACAAAGGCUGGUGAGGGAUAGGUCUGGUUAUGACAAUUUGUAUCAAAUCUACAAUGGCAGAACAGUUGGAAGGCAGUAUGCUACCAGCAGUAGAGCUGAUCCCUUCCAGCACCAGCUGGUGUCUAGCAUACUGUGUCCUGCUGGGUAUCAGGGCAUGGGUGGAUCUCCAGCAAAGCACGUGACAGUCGUUCAACAGCAACAGCUCCAGAUCCAGCCUCCGAUAUUGAGCCAACCUGGCCAACAGCAGUAUGUUCCAGUCAGUGUUGUGGAGCCUACUGGGCGACAAAUGUUAUUGACUAACGCUGUGCAAACAUCUUGGCCGACCAGUCGGCAACAGAUGGCGAUAGUUCCAUCAUGGCAGCAGAUCCCCCCACAGCAUGCAGCCAUCCAACAACCGCUGCUUUCCGAGGCUGAAUGGGGCAGGCCGCUACUUGUCGAUUCCUCUGCUAUCCUGCAAGAGCAACGUCCUGUCUUUCCGGUAGAUGUCGCCACUGAAGUGUACAAUCCGACAAUAGUGGAACAUUCAAGCAGUUCCUGGGGUUCAAGUAAAAGAAGUUCGAAGAAUCAUCAUGGCCAACAGUCGAAUUCCCAUCAUCAUAAUCACCAUCACUUAAUGGUUCCUACUCAUCAUAGAUCUCAGCAUGACAAGAAAGAACAGACGCAGCUCAGUCCUGUUAAGAAACGGGUCAAAGAAGGAACCCCUCCAUCAGAGCAAAUCAACUACACCAGCAACAGGAGGAAUCAUAGUCCGAACACGCAGUGGCAGCAUCCGUCACAUCAACCGGUAAUCUCCCACGAUCACCACACGCAGACUGUCCAUCACCAUCAUCACCACCACCACCACGGCAAGCAGCAUACAAUAACGAUAAAUGACACCCCCUCGCCAGCUGUUUCGGUCAUCACGAUCUCGGACAGCGAAGACGAAGGUUUGCCCGGCAAGAAAUCCAUCCACACCAGCACUAACCCGCCCCAACCGCAGCAGCCGCCUCUGACUGCUGCCCUAAGAAAGAAUGUCAUCAGCUGCGUGAGCGUGCAAGACAGCGACAAUGAGGAGAGGAGCUCUGGCAACUCGGCAAAGAAUGUGCACAACCAAAGUAGCGGCAACAUUUACAACCAGGUGAUCAAGAACGAACCAUGUCAGAGCCAAAGCAGCAGCCACAGUAGCACAAACUACGCUUCGAUAUCACAGAAGAAGAGACUUUUGGCGAAGGCUCAGUCCGAAUGUAUGUUGAACGUGCCGACGAAGCAAGAACCGACAGAUUACAACUACCUCCAACAGUGCGGUUCGGCAUGUAAGGAAAUCCCACAGGCCUACCAAUACGUCAACCACGACCAUCAUCAGCAGAACUAUUCGUCCAACGACAAACGUGUCUCGUGGGGCCCGCCGCCGCCGCCUCCUGCUGCUCACAACACUUCGAGCAGUCACUCGUCGAGGCGGCACUCGGCCGUACCAGUCGUCAGCCUGCAGGAAUAUUCGGUGCCGGCGCAGUCGCACAACGAUUACAUCCAACCGCCUGCGGCUCACUCGACGAGGGACGGCCUCACAAUAGCGCGCGAGCAGCACCUGCUGGCGCCCGGCAAAAGUUGGGGGCCACCGCAGGGCAUGCACCCGAACUACAGACAUAGUCAGACGCACCUGUCGCCACAACCUUUGGCGGGCGCACCUCGGCUUUCCCCCCAGCAUACCUUAGCUGCUGCUGGUCAGCCGUUGUACCACCAGACGGAGCUGUACCGUCGGCCUGUGUACGUGACGACGACGCAACCCGCGUACAUACCCGCCACUCACCAAGUGGCGCCAGCUGGCCGGGCCUUACCUCCGCCUCCAGCCCAUCAUUCCAGCGCCAGGCCCGUACUGGCCAGUCAUGCCAGUCACCCGCUACCGGCCCACUUGCAGUUUCCGUCGCACGCCCAAGUUGCUGCAGCCUCUUAUGGCUUCGCUCCAUUGAGUCCAGCAAAGAGUCACCAAUACCAGCCGGCGAGUCUUUGGUUCGCCGAAUAAAAAAUAAUUUACGUGUUAGUUUAUGUUGUUCCCGUACAUUCGUAUGGUUAUUUGUAACGAGUAAUGUUUUAGUUGCAACGAUUAGUUUUGUAUGUUCAGUAUGAGAGAUAUUAAGUAGGUGUUGUGUUGACGACUGGGGGAAACCCGGAAGUAGAGCUUUUCUGAUUACGGAUUGCCGUGUUGUAUACAUUUUUGGAAGAAAAGAAUCUCUAAUGUUCACUUUUGAAAGUAUGAUUAUUCAAGGUUGGAUGAAAAUAUGAAAGGUCGUGCAUAAAAUUUGCAGUCCUCUUAAAUGUAGAAUACAGUCUUCGGAUUUGAAAAUUCAUGUUUUUAACAAAUUUUUAAUAAACUCAAAAUUUGGAUGUAAUCUGUAUUCAGGUCUGGAUAAUUUGUAUGCAUGCAAUUCUUGAAAAAAAGAAGUUUUCUGAAACAAUCAGCAUAUUUCAUUGCUUGAUUUUUGUUUAUUUAUCUAAAAAUUGUUUUUUCCGGUUUUGAUGAAAUUACAUUGAAAAAAAUGUGGUUUUGGUUAUUGAAAUUAUUGAUUGGUAAUAAAAUCGAGAAAUUUGUUAUUGUAUUCUCCACAACUAAAAAUAAAUUGAUAGUUUGUCAACUUUAUGCAUUGGAUCAUUCAUUCAUUUACCAUGUUCUUGUUUUUUUUUCUUGCAAAAAUGUUUACAAAAACAUAGAAACGCUCUAUUACGGAACGCGUGGUUUGGUAUAUUCAUCAAAUUUUAGGUUGAACAGUUUUGAAUUUGUUAUAA